AUAUAAAGCGACGCCGUGACUGAAUUGCACGAGACGGACUUGGAUUGUCGCGAUGAAUGUAUCUCUAGUAUAACUAAAAUGAAAAUAACUUUAGUCGUGUGUUCAGUGCUAGUGUUACUGACAUGUGUCGAAAUAAAACCAGUGAAUUCUUUAAAUAUAUUAGGAUUGUUCCCUUUUCCAGGAAAAAGUCAUUUCUUCGUGUUUGAACAGUAUCUAAAAGAACUCGCCAGAAGAGGACAUAAUAUAACAGUGGUAUCUUAUUUCCCUCAGAAGGAUAAGGCCAAAAAUUAUCACGACAUAAGCUUAGCUAAUAGUUCGCAGAUUUUAGAAGAUGUGUUUGAAGUGAAAAAAUCAUAUUGGGCUUUGUUAAGGUUGAGUUUUGCUCUCGUAGAAUGGGGUACUGAUAAUUGCAGAGUUAUGCUUUCAAAUAAAAAUGUACAGAACGUUUGGAAGACAACAAAAUUCGACAUCGUUGUUACCGAACAGUUUAACAGUGACUGUUCUCUGGGAUUAGCACAUCAUUUAAAAUUGCCAGUGAUUGGGCUCGCUUCUCAUGCGCUGAUGCCUUGGCAUUACAGCAGAUUCGGCGUUUCUUUCAAUCCCUCUUAUGUAUCUCAUAUGUUUUUGAAUGGCGGAACCAAGCCUACACUAUAUGAAAGAAUUGAAAGAGUUUUAUUUGAUAGCUACUUAAGAUUAAUCUAUAAGUUUUACUGCCAAAGGAUCGAUCAAAAUACUCUGGCUCAAUAUUUCGAUGACAUACCACCCUUGGAAGAAUUAGGACGUAAUAUUAAGUUUCAAUUGGUUUAUAGUUAUUUUGUACAUUUCGGAUCCAGCCUGUACCCGCAGAAUGUGAUCGAAGUAGGUGGUUAUCACGUAAAAAAACCAAAGAAGUUACCUGAAGAUAUACGUAAAUUUAUUGAGGAAUCUCAACAUGGUGUUAUUUAUAUAAGUUUUGGAUCCAUGUUGAGAUCCGCUACGACACCCAGAGAGAAGAUAGAAACUAUUAUCAGCGCACUAAGAGAACUCCCGCAGAGAUUUAUUUGGAAAUGGGAAGAAGAUUCUUUACCCGGAAAUCCAUCAAACAUAUACCUAUCUAAAUGGUUACCACAAAACGAUAUUUUAAGUCAUCCGAAUGUACUGGCAUUUUAUUCACACUGCGGCCUCCUGGGUACGUCGGAGGCCUUGUAUCACGGUGUGCCAAUGUUAGCGAUGCCUAUUUUUGGAGAUCAACCGGGAAACGCGGCGGCCGUUGAGGAGAGCGGUCUCGGUGUUAAAAUUGAAUUUAUGGAACUCACGAAAAAGGAGCUAUUAGAGAAAUUUAAACAGAUUCUUAAUCCUGAGUUUCGUGCGAAGGUUAAGAUACUGUCACAAGCGUGGAAAGACCGGCCGAUCUCCGGUAUUGACGCUGCUAUACAUUGGACAGAAUUCGCCGCUCGCUAUCCAAACUUUACCUACAGAUCCGUAGCUGCAGAUGUACCCCUCUAUCAAUAUUUAGGUCUAGAUGUAUUAUUAAUUUUAUUCGGUAUACCAUUAUUAAUUAUUGUACUAUUUCUUCGUUACAUAUUCAACAAAAAGAAAACAAAUUCAACUUCAAAAAACAGUUGUGAGGAAUACUUAAGAGUUAGAAGAAGAAACAAGCUUCCAGCAACUCCUUGGUACGGAGUUCACGUCAGGCCGGCGCGCGAGCGGUCGACCGUUUACAACGCGAAAAUGAAUCUCCUGUUUACCUUCCUAAUAAUUGUAAUAGUAAAUAGUGCGAGUUGUUUAAACAUCCUUGGCAUCUUUCCAUAUCAGGGCAAGAGCCAUUUCUUCGUUCACAGAGUUUUUCUAAGAGAGUUGGCAAAACGAGGUCAUAAUGUUACAAUUAUUUCCCACUUCCCAGAAAAAGAACCGCCGAAGAAUUAUCAUGACAUAAGUUUGGCGGGAAGUAUAAAGAUAUUGGAAGACGAUAUGCCGGUGCACAGGUCUUACAUGACCGUUCUACAAGUUGGUGUAUUUUUGACUACAAGUGGAAAAGAAAACUGCGAAGUUAUGUUAGCAAAUAAAGAUGUGCAAAACAUGAUUAAGCAAAAACCCAAGUAUGAUGUUGUCGUUGUUGAAGUUUUUAAUAGUGAUUGUGCUUUGGGAAUAGCUUACAAGUUAAAUGCACCCGUUGUGGGAAUAACGUCUCAUAUAUUGAUGCCUUGGCACUACAAUAGGUUAGGUAUACCGUAUAAUCCUUCGUACGUGUCCUUCCAUUUCCUCGAAGGUGGAACUAAGCCGACGCUUAUACAAAGACUAGAAAGAGUAGUCUUCGACGCGUAUUUUAAAAUGCUUUACUAUUUUGUGUCACAAAGAAACGAUCAAAACACACUCGCAAGAUACUUCGACGAUAUACCUCCUUUAGAAGAUUUAGCGCGGGAAAUGAAAUUCUUGCUUUUGUAUCAUAACUUUAUUCUUACUGGAUCAAAAUUGUUCCCGGCUAACGUUAUUGAAAUCGGUGGUUAUCAUGUACAAGAAUCUAAGCCGUUAAUAGGUGAUUUGAAAAAGUUCUUCGACGCCGCGGAACAUGGUGUGAUAUACAUAAGUUUUGGAUCAGUUAUUAAAAGUUCGACAAUGCCGCGCGACAAACUCGAAGCGGUGUUGGGAGCUGUAAAGGAAUUGCCGCAGAGAUUCGUCUGGAAGUGGGAGGAUAAAACUUUGCUCGUCGAUAAAAAUAAACUUUAUCUCGCUGAUUGGCUGCCCCAAGUCGAUAUUUUAGGUCAUCCAAAAACAGUGGCUUUCCUAUCACAUGGUGGUAUGGGAGGGACCACAGAAGCAAUUCACUUCGGCGUACCAGUUGUAGCAAUGCCGGUCUUCGGCGACCAACCGUCAAAUGCUGCGGCGGUCGAAGAGAGCGGUCUAGGAGUGCAACUGCAAGUCAGGGACUUAACUAAAGAAAGUCUAGUCGCAGCGUUCAAAAAAGUUUUGGAUCCAAAAUUUCGCGCCAACGUGAAACUUUUGUCAAAAGCUUGGCACGAUCGUCCGAUGGCGCCGUUGAAUACGGCGAUAUAUUGGACAGAGUUCGCAGCGCGCUAUUCAAACUUCACGUACAGGACUGCAGCAGCUGACGUGCCCUUAUAUCAGUACCUCAAUCUGGACAUCGUUUUGGUGUUCACUACAUUACUAAUAUUACUACUGGCCACUUUGAAAGUUAUAGUAUCUCUUUGCUGUGGUAGUAGAAGAAAAGAGGUUCCGAGUAAAAAGGUUAAACGUAAGAAAAAUUAACUUUGAAUAUAAAUUUUUAAAUAUAAGAACUCCGUUUAAUA
Papilio machaon (common yellow swallowtail) is the source of this 3287-nucleotide messenger RNA. RefSeq lists its product as uncharacterized. The record is from RefSeq and is a predicted model, not a curated record. NCBI's taxonomy places the organism in Eukaryota, Metazoa, Arthropoda, Insecta, Lepidoptera, Papilionidae. Gene Ontology annotation, molecular function: UDP-glycosyltransferase activity. Bases 79 to 3246 code for a protein of 1055 amino acids. The transcript has 9 exons.